Messenger RNA from Chara braunii, 2493 nucleotides. The record is from the annotation of a GenBank genome assembly. Lineage: Eukaryota; Viridiplantae; Streptophyta; Charophyceae; Charales; Characeae.
GCCCGUUCCCCCGACCGGUCGAUUGUCGAAACCGCAUUAGAAUGUGCUCAUGGCACAAUUGCGGGAGUAUUUGCACACUGCAGUACCAACUCCUUUGAUGGACGCCGGAGUAGAGGUUGUCGACCUUCAGGAGUACAUCGCGAAGAUCGACCGUGAGUUCAAGACACAACGCGCCUUGAUCGAUUGCGGUGCAACUCGCAACUACAUGAGUCAGGACUUCAUGGUACGCGCCGGCCUUGGCCCACGCGUCAGGAGGAAGUCCCAUCCGACACACGUGACGUUGGCCGAUGGUCACACGCACAAGUCAAUUGACCGGUGCAUUGACAACGUCCCUGUGUAUUUCGCCCCGCAUGCACUCGAGGCCGUGUCCUUCGACAUUCUGGACACUCAGUUCGACAUGAUUUUGGGCAUGUCAUGGCUGCGAAGUGAGGACCACCCGGUGAACUUCUACCGCCGCACCGUUCACGUUCGUGACCGGGAUGGAAUACUAGUCCCAUGCACGGUGCCUCCUCCUCACCCUUCGAUCAGCUGUCACGUGGUGUCCGCCGCAAGUAUUCGAGGUUUCAUCAUCAAGGAUGACAUUGAGGAGAUGGGGGUGUGUUUUCUCCACGCCCUCCCGCCCCAGGACACCCCAUUGACGAACGCAUCAUCGGACCCACGCAUCACUGAGUUUCUCGCCACUUAUAGUGACGUGUUUGAGGCCCCGCACGGAGUAGUACCGGAUCGGCCCAUCCGCCACGAGAUCAUCCUCGAGGACGGGGCUGUACCUCCGCGUGGUUGCAUCUACCGAAUGAGCGAGGAAGAGUUAAGUGUGCUACGGGCACAACUCGACGACCUUCUGGAGAAAAGCUGGAUUCGACCUAGCUCUUCGCCAUACGGUGCGCCUGUUCUCUUCGUCCGGAAGAAGAACAAGGAUUUGCGGUUGUGCAUCGACUAUCGUAAGCUCAAUGCGCAGACGGUCAAGAACGCCGGCCCUCUCCCACGCAUCGACGAUCUCCUGGAGCGACUGGGCGGCGCCAAGUUCUUCUCCAAGUUGGACCUCAAGUCGGGUUAUCACCAACUUGAGAUUCGCCCGGAGGACCGAUACAAGACCGCGUUUAAAACGCGAUAUGGGCAUUUUGAAUGGCUGGUCAUGCCGUUUGGCCUUACGAAUGCCCCAGCCACAUUCCAGGUGGCUAUGACAUUGGAGUUUCGACACAUGCUGGAUCGUUUCGUACUCAUCUACCUCGACGGCAUCUUGGUGUACAGUCGGAGUUUGGACGAGCAUGUGGAGCACCUGCGCACCGUUCUGGAACGGCUACGACAGGCCAAGUACAAAGCCAACCGCGACAAAUGCGAAUUCGCGCGGCAAGAGCUGGAGUACUUGGGACACUAUGUGACGCCGCAAGGCAUCCGUCCGCUUGCGGACAAGAUCGAGGCCAUCCGCGUAUGGCCCGAGCCCACCAACACCACGGACGUUCGUUCAUUCAUGGGGUUGGCAGGCUAUUACGAGUGUUUCAUCACCGGAUACUCAAGGAUUGCUGCACCUCUGACAAGACUACAAUCGCCAAAGGUGCCAUUCGUAUUCGAUGACGACGCGCGCCAGGCUUUCCAAACACUUAAGACGGCCAUGCUCAUGGCACCCGUCCUUAGCAUCUACGACCCCACUCUGCCUACGAGAGUGACGACUGGCGCUUCUGGUUACGGCAUUGGGGCAGUCUUGGAGCAGCACGACGGCGAGGAUUGGCACCCUGUGGAGUAUUUCAGCCACAAAGUGCCUCCCAUCAAUUCUCGGGAUGAUGCAAGGAAGAAGGAGCUGCUUGCGUUCGUCAUGGCUCUCAAGCGAUGGCGGCACUUCCUUCUUGGGCGUCGUAGGUUCACAUGGGUCACGGACAAUAACCCAUUGACCUACUACAAGACGCAGGACACGGUGAGCAACACGAUUGGACGGUGGAUGUACUUCAUCGACCAGUUUGACUUCACACCGAAACACGUUGACGGCCUCUCCAAUCGUGCAGCAGAUGCACUUUCGCGACGACCUGAUCUUUGCGCUAUGACGCAUCACGCCUUCGCGUUCGACGAGGACCUCCAGCGACACUUCAUCAGGGGCUAUCACUCUGACCUAGAGUUUGCUACGUUGUAUGCGCAGCUAUCUUCGGAUCACCCGCCGGACAUCCACUAUCGCAUUGCCGACGGGUACUUGCUCCUCCACUCGGGAGGCAAGGACUUACUGUGUGUCCCACGCGACCGCCGUCUUCGGACUCGCCUUCUCGGCGAGUAUCAUGAUUCGCGACUCGCCGACCAUUUCGGAGUCAAUCGCACGAUUGCACGGCUUCGACAACAAUUCCGAUGGCCCGACCUCAUUUCCGAUGUCAUGCGGUAUUGCGAUUCUUGCGAAGUUUGCCGACGCAGCAAACCCCGCAACCGCAAUCCCUAUGGCGAGUUACGCCCGAUGCCUAUCCCCCGGUAACCCGGUAUCUCCAUUGCUAUGGAUGUCACCGGUCCGUUUCCUCG